This is a messenger RNA of Myripristis murdjan (pinecone soldierfish), 1833 nucleotides long. RefSeq names its product crystallin, lambda 1 (gene cryl1). Gene Ontology annotation, molecular function: L-gulonate 3-dehydrogenase activity; NAD+ binding. The transcript has 9 exons. NCBI's taxonomy places the organism in Eukaryota, Metazoa, Chordata, Actinopteri, Holocentriformes, Holocentridae. Gene Ontology annotation, biological process: fatty acid metabolic process. The record is from RefSeq and is a predicted model, not a curated record. The coding region runs from base 279 to 1232 and encodes 317 amino acids.
GGUCUAUUCCCAUUUAGUGUCCAGUCGGGUCACUUCACUCUCCUCUAUUAGUGCAGGGUUUCUACUUUGUUAAUUAUUAAGUCCAAACCUCAACAAGCAGCCUCUGGCAGUCAAUAUAGCCUGAAACGUGAACUCGUAUUGUCACAGUACUGCUUGGACCUUUUACGACGCCGUACAUCACGCCCGUCCGCAGCAGCGUGACUUUAAAGGGGAGGCGCAACUUCACAGCACUACAGCUUUUUAUAUGAAAUAUUGUAAUCUGAGGUGAAAGUGUUAAAAUGAGCUCCUCCGACAAGAAGAUCAUCACUAUAGUUGGCAGUGGCUUGAUAGGCCGCUCCUGGGCCAUGGUGUUUGCCAGUGGAGGCUACACAGUGAAGAUCUAUGACAACCAGCCAGGACAGGCUGCCAAGGCCAUCACAGAGAUCAGGAAGCAGCUGGGGGAGCUGGAGGAGGCCCACAUGCUGAGAGGAGAGCUGAACACCGCCCAGCAGCUGGCCCUGCUCAGCAGCCACGAGGACCUGGCUCAGGCUCUCGAGGGAGCUUUCUUUAUCCAGGAGUGUGUGUUUGAGGAGCUGGAGGCCAAGCGCAGUGUCUUCCAGUCCAUUGAGGGUCUUGUGGGAAAAGACGUCAUCCUGAGCAGCUCCACUUCCUGUCUGUUGCCUAGUAACGUCUUCUCCCGGGUCCAGAACCGGAGUCGCUGCAUCAUCUCCCAUCCUGUGAAUCCACCCUACUAUGUCAAACUGGUGGAACUGGUGCCCCACCCAGAGACAGAGGCGACCGUUAUGGACAUCACCUAUGCCCUGAUGACCCAGGUUGGCCAGGUGCCCGUCCGCCUAAAGAAAGAGAUCGAUGGCUUCGCCCUCAACAGAGUGCAGUAUGCCAUUAUCGCAGAGUCCUGGAGACUGGUCCAGGAUGGGGUCAUCUCGGUCAAGGACAUCGACCUGGUGAUGUCAGAGGGGCUGGGAAUGCGUUACGCCUUCAUAGGUCCCAUGGAAACAAUGCACCUCAAUGCACCUGAAGGUCUGGAGGACUAUCUAAAGCGAUACAGAGAAGGUAUGAAGAGGGUUCUAACCGGUUUCGGACCUGUUCCCGACUUCUCCGGUGAGGCAGCCAAGUCCAUCACUGAGGAGAUGUCCGAGCUGAUUCCCAGCAACCAGCAGCAUCUGUCUGCCAGGAGGGAGAGGAGAGACCAGCUCCUCAUGGGUCUGGCCAAGCUGAAGCAGCAGCACUGAGAGCAGAGCCUGGGGCCCACGGUCACCGGCACCUCAGACUAGGACUCCUGACCUAGGCCAGGACUCCUUUACAAUCAUUUUAAUCAGCACAGCACAUUCAUAAUUACCUCCACCAUCAUGGUUAUGUUUUCACACCUGUCUGCAGGAAAUCUCAAAGAUGUGAAGACAGAUUUCCACAGAAUCGACAGAUAGGCAGUUUAUCCAGGGAACUAAUGUUGUGUUUGGUCGGAAUCUGGAUCUGGGAUUUCUGGCGUGAGAUGAUUAUUGUAUGAUUUUUGGACAUAAUUAUGAAGCUAACAGUGGUAGACACUUGAUUUCACAGCCUAAGCAGUGAAGAGGUCAAGUUAAUUUACACUUUAAGAGAUAGGAAUGAUGGAUUUAAGUUGGAGAGUUGUUACCUUGUACUUUUUUGUGAUCAUUUUUACAUUUCUAGUGAUAUUCGGCACCUGUAAAGUCCCACUUCAAACUUAUUCUUUUUUUUUUCUCCCAGAUCUGUAUUUGAAUACUAUCUCAGGGCGUAUUAUGUGGUGCAUAUUAGUAACGGGACUUGAUUGCAAAGAUAUCAUCAUACAUGUCUGAUUAAAAAUGAUGAAAUCCUCCA